Salvia hispanica is the source of this 1386-nucleotide messenger RNA. The record is from RefSeq and is a predicted model, not a curated record. Lineage: Eukaryota; Viridiplantae; Streptophyta; Magnoliopsida; Lamiales; Lamiaceae.
AGAAUCCGCAAAAUCGUCUCCCUCGCGAUUCACCCUAAAACCCUCGCGCUAACGGACACAUCUCUCCGUCUACUCUCCGGUGCCGUAGCUUCCAAUUUUCUUCAACAACAGGCGGUGGCGGUGGGGGCGGCAAUGGCGAGCAGUAGCUGCUGGCGAAUGGCGGGGAUGGAGGCACCACUGCUUAGCUUGGACUCAAUCGAGUGGCGCCAAGUCUCCGUUCCUUCCACAUCUACAUAUACGGCCAACAAUGACAACUCUAUUGUUAAAGACUUCGCCUCUUCCAUCACCGUUGGAAAUCCUCCUUCCUAUUUCAUCUGGAAAAUCAGUAGGAGUCAGGGAAAUGUGCUUGAGAUUGUGCGAAUUUGCAGUCAUAAGGAUACAUCAACUAAUGGCCUUCGCCUUGUAUUUCCAGAAGCUCUUUUUCCAUUUGCUUGCAUCUGCAAAUUAGACGAGACCAAGUAUGCUUCUGGAGAUUGUUUGGUGCUUUAUACUUUGACGAUCUCAGGGGUUGCUUACCUCAUCAGAUUGAGGAGCAAUCUUGACUAUGGAACUUCCUCUUUGGUCCCGGCUAGCGAGGUCCUUGAGUAUAAUACGCAAGUUCACCCUCAUAGUGGGGCAACAACAGCUGUUGCAGCAUCAGAAGGAUGCUUGCUGAUAGGAAGGAGUGAUGGAUCUAUCAGUUGCUUCCAGCUUGACAUACUUGAUCCCAGCACUCCAGUUUUUGUGUCCGAAUUGCGAGAUGACCCUGGCUUUGGUCGGUUGUGGGGCAUAUUGUCAAGGAGCCCUAAUUUGGCUGCUGUCGUGGAUUUAGUGGUAUCAGAGGUACAACAGAGAAAGCUUCUCUUUGUGCUUCAUUCUGAUGGGAGCUUUCGGGUAUGGGACCUUCUAAGCCGUAGUAAAAUUUUCGGUCAUGCCAUGACAGUUCCAGCAAGUACAGGUGCAUUCAUUAGGUUGUGGACGGGAGAAGUAAAUAUAGUCACAGGGGUAAUUCCUUUGGCAUUGCUUCAUGGACAAAAUUUGGAUGUUGCAACAGAAACGAUCUAUCUAUACGGACUUCGACUUAAUGUGCGAGAAAAAACACCAUUGUCAUUGGAGCCUUCAUCAAGAAGAAUCUCACUGGGAGAGGCUGGACCAAUUGAUGUUAAACUUACUUCGGACAAAGUGUUGAUUCUCAAGGAAGAUGGCCUCAUAAUGCAAGAAUUGAAUAGUGAUGACUCCACAGAGGGUUUAGCUCAUUAUUAUACAUUGCAAGAAAAUUUGGUUGCUGACCUGCUAUUUCAGAGUUCUGAACAUUCUUCAGAUGAUCUUCUUUGGCUUGCCUAUUCAGCAUUUUAUUCCGAAAAGAGGUUAAGCAUCCUAAAAUCUGCUAAAGAACUUCAAGUUUGA